CCAAGACAUGACGAUCAGAGGGCUUCCAGGCCGGCGCUGUGCUGCUGAGCAGCAUGCAGUCCUUUCGGGAGCAAAGUAGUUACCACGGCAGCCAGCAGAGCUUCCCGCAGGAAGUGCACGGCUCAUCCCGCCUGGAGGAGUUCAGCCCCCGCCAGCAGGCCCAGAUGUUCCAGAGCUUCGGAGGAAGUGCCGCCAGUGGACGUCGCGGAGCAGCAGGAGCCUCUACAGCGAUGCCUGGUGAGAGCUCUGGCCAUCAGAGCUACCAAGGUUUCAGAAAAGAAGCAGGAGAGUUUUACUAUAUGGCUGCCAACAAAGAUCCAGUGGCCUCAGGAGGGCAGCAGCCGCCUCAGCGCAGGCCUUCCGGACCGGUACAGAGCUAUGGGCCCCCUCAAGGGAGUAGCUUUGGGAGUCAGUAUGGGAGCGAGGGACACGUGGGCCAGUUUCAAGCGCAGCACUCCAGCCUCGGGGGUGUAUCCCACUACCAGCAGGAUUACACUGGCCCUUUCUCUCCGGGGAGUGCCCAGUACCAGCAGCCGGCCUCUAGCCAGCAGCAGCAGGUGCAGCAGCUGAGGCAGCAGAUCUAUCAGUCGCACCAGCCUCUGCCCCAGGCUUCCAGCCAGUCUGCUUCCAGCACCUCGCACCUGCAGCCCAUGCAGCGGCCGUCCACCCUGCCUUCCUCGGCUUCUGGCUACCAGUUACGAGUGGGGCAGUUCGGCCAACACUAUCAGCCCACUUCGUCCUCCUCCUCCUCCUCUUUCCCUUCCCCGCAGCGUUUUGGCCAGGCGGGACAGAACUACGACGGCAGUUACAGUGUGAAUUCGGGAUCGCAGUACGAAGGCCACGCGGUGGGUUCCAACGCGCAGGCGUACGGGGCCCAGUCCAACUACAGCUUUCAGGCACAGCCGAUGAAAAGCUUUGAGCAGUCAAAGCUCCCCCAGAGUGGACAGCUGGGGCAGCAGCAGCAGCAACAGCAGCAGCAGCACCCGCCUCAGCAGGUAAUGCAGUACUCAAAUGCUGCCACCAAGCUCUCUCUUCAGAGUCAAGUGGGACAGUACAGCCAAGCUGAAGUUCCUGUAAGAUCACCAAUGCAGUUCCACCAGAACUUCAGUCCAAUUUCUAACCCAUCUCCUGCUGCAUCUGUAGUUCAGUCUCCAAGUUGCAGCUCUACCCCUUCUCCUCUCAUGCCCGGUGGAGAAAAUCUCCAGUGUGGGCAAGGCAACAUGUCUAUGGGUUCCAGAAACCGAAUCCUGCAGAUGAUGCCCCAGCUUAGCCCCACACCAUCUAUGAUGCCAAGCCCCAAUGCUCAUGCAGGGGGAUUCAAGGGCUUUGGGCUGGAAGGACUGCAGGAGAAACGGCUCACRGACCCAGGGCUGAGCAGCUUAAGCGCUCUAAGCUCUCAGGUGGCCAAUCUGCCCAACACUGUCCAGCACAUGUUGCUCUCGGAUGCCUUGGCUCCUCAGAAAAAAGGUUCCAAAAGGUCGUCCUCUUCAAAGAAGGCCGACAGCUGCACAAACUCGGAGGGCUCCUCCCAGGCAGAGGAGCAGCUAAAGUCUCCCUUGGCAGAGUCCCUCGAUGGUGGCUGUUCCAGCAGUUCAGAGGAUCACGGGGAGCGGGUGAGGCAGCUGAGUGGCCAGAGCACCAGCUCAGACACCACCUACAAAGGGGGUAACUUAGAGAGACCCAACUCCUCACCAGCAGCACAAGGCUCUCAGAACGAGCCAUCAAAGCUCAGCACCAGCCCUGCAGCUAGGGAAGAUGCCGCCUCCCCUGAUGGGAAGGAAGCUGUGGUAGCAGUGGAAGCCACUCCAAAAGUGAACGAAAAGGCAGUUGGGGUGAUCGUCUCUCGGGAAGCCAUGGCGGGAAGGGUAGAAAAGUCAGGUGGGCAAGAUAAACCUGCACAAGAUGAUGUUUCCACAGCCACCCAGGCACCAGCUAGUGCUAGUGCAGCGAAAGAAGCUGGGCACACGGGGCCACAGACAGAAGCUCAAGGAGGGAGUAAAGGGAGCAAAAGUGGAGAUAACACUAACCAUAAUGGAGAGGGGAACAGCCAACCUGGCCACACAGCUGUUGGGUCAAAUUUUCCUGUGAGAACAGAACCUUCCAAGUCUCCUGGCAGUUUGAGAUACAGUUAUAAGGAUAAUAUAGCAGCUGGUUUACAGAGAAACAUAGGUGGCUUUCCACAGUACCCUUCUGGUCAAGAAAAGGGGGAUUUUCCAGGGCACAGUGAGCGCAAAGGCCGGAAUGAGAAGUUUCCCAGCCUCCUGCAGGAGGUCUUACAGGGUUAUCACCAUCAUCCGGACCGACGUUAUUCUAGGAAUGCACAGGAACAUGCUGGGAUGGCUGGGAGUCUGGAGGGAGCGAUGAGGCCCAACAUCUUAAUUAGCCAAACCAAUGAGUUGGCCAAUAGGAGCCUCCUAAACAAAAGCAUGGGGUCUCUCCUCGAAGGCCCUCACUGGGGUCCCUGGGAUAGGAAAUCAAGCGGUGCAGCUCCUGACAUGAAGCAGCUCAAUCUAGCCGAUUACCCCCUCGCUAGAAAGUUUGAGGUAGAGUCUCAGUCUUCUGCCCACGAAGGGGGAACACUCUCGGAGCGGAGAUCGGUGAUCUGUGACAUAUCUCCAUUGAGACAACUUGUCAGAGAUCCUGGCGCCCACCCAAUGGGCCACUUAGGUCCUGAUGGCAGAGGUGGGCGGAGUGAACGUCUCGCUCCUGGGCUAAGCCAGUCGGUAAUCCUCCCUGGCGGUUUAAUGUCCAUGGAAGCAAAGAUGAAGGCUCACAGUGGGCAAAUCAAAGAAGAAGAUUUUGAGCAGGCCAAGGCCUCAGCUAGCCUCAAUAAUAAGAAAACAGGAGACCAUUGUCAUCCUGCGGGCAUCAAGCACGAGUCUUUCCGAGGCAAUGCUAGCCCUGGAGCGGCGGUCUCUGAUUCCGCUCCGGACUACAUUCCCCAGCAGGACAGCCGAGCGCCGCCGAUGAGACGAGCCGCUGGCAGAGCGGGAAGCAGCAGGGGUAAAUCGCCUUCUCAAUUUCACGAUCUUGCAGAUAAGCUGAAAAUGUCUCCAGGCAGAAGCCGAGGCCCCGGAGCAGACCUGCACCACAUGAACCCACACAUGACGCUAGCAGAAAGAGUUAACAGGGGCUCCUUGCAUUCUGCUUACUCCCAGAAUUCAGAAGGCUCCUCUUUGGCGUAUCACGCGAAUGCCAGGCCUCACGCUUUUGGUGACCCUAACCAGGGUUUAAAUUCCCAGUACCAUUACAAGAGGCAGAUAUACCAGCAACAGCAAGAAGAAUACAAAGAUUGGGCCAGCAGCGCUGCUCAGGGUGUGAUUGCUGCAGCUCAGCACAGACAGGAAGGGGCAAGGAAGAGCCCAAGGCAGCAGCAGUUUCUGGAAAGAGUGAGGAGCCCCUUGAAGAACGACAAGGACGGAAUGAUGUACCUUCAAGGCAGCUCCUACCAUGAUACUGGAAGCCAGGAAGCUGGCCGCUGCGUUAUGGGGAGCGAUGGUGCUCAGAGCAAAUGCGCCGAACUGAAACACGGCCACCAGAAGAUGCAGCAUGAAUCUGGUUGGGACCUCUCCCGGCAAACCUCUCCUGCCAAAAGCGGUGGCCCUCUUGGAGUAGGCAACCAGAAAAGGUUUUGCCCUCCGGACAGCGACGGACAUAGACGAGAGGAAUCUACAGACUUGCCCAAGCCUAGCAAUGCCAUGCUCAGGCUCCCUGGCCAGGAGGACCAGUCUCCUCAGAAUCCGUUAAUUAUGAGGCGGAGAGUCCGCUCUUUCAUCUCGCCCAUCCCUACCAAAAGACAGCCGCAGGACAUGAGGAACAGCGGCCCUGAAGAUAGAGGGCGACUGAUGGCUUCAGCGAAAGAAGCGACUGAUAAAACCUACAACUCCUACGCCCAUUCAUCUCAGAGCCAAAAUGUUGGCAAGCCAGUUGCAAAGGGAGAUUCCUUCAAGGACCUGCCAAGUCCUGACAGUAGGAAUUGCCCUGCUGUUUCCCUUACAAGCCCGGCUAAGACCAAAAUACUGCCCCCACGAAAGGGGCGAGGAUUAAAACUGGAAGCUAUUGUUCAAAAAAUUACCUCUCCCAACAUUAGGAGAAGUGUUUCCACCAACAGUGCGGACACCGGUGCAGAUACUGUCACUCUGGAUGACAUUCUGUCCCUUAAGAGCGGACCCGAAGGAGGAAGCGUGGCUGGGCACGGGCCAGAGGCUGAGAAAAGAAAAGGAGAGAUGCUCUCAGAUCAAGUAGGGCCAGCAAGCCAGGGCUUGGGCGGUGAAAUAACCCUGCCCAGAUCUUCAGAAGAGUGGCCAAGCAAUGAGGAUGAGAAAGCCAAGAAAGAAAGCCCUGAAACUGCCACCGUUAGUAAAGAAGGAGCAGGAUCUGGAGGAGCACUGCCACCCUCUCAGAAGUCAGGUGGUCAGGGACGGUCUGAUGGAUCUGUAAGCGGGGCUGGAACCGUGACCUUUCCCGACUCCAAAACAGUCUCCCCUUCUGGUGCGUUUGCUUCUGAACCAAACCCAAAGCCUGAGGAGAAAGAGGGAGACGUGACAAACAUUUCACCCAAGCCRGACGGUUUCCCUCCAAAGGGGUAUUUUCCCUCUGGGAAGAAAAAGGGGAGGCCGAUCGGGAGCGUUAACAAGCAGAAGAAGCAGCAGCAGCCGCAGCUGCCGCCGCCGCCGCCGGUGGCCGCGCAGUCGGCSGAGGGGCCGGUCGGAGGCGAGCCCAAGCCCAAGCGGCAGCGGAGGGAGAGGCGGAAACCUGCCGCGCAGCCGCGGAAGCGGAAGCCCAGGCGGGCCGCCCCCAUCGUGGAGCCUCAAGAGCCAGAGAUUAAGCUGAAAUACGCUACACAGGCGGCCGAUAAAACGGACACCAAGAAUAAGUCCUUUUUCCCUUACAUUCAYGUGGUGAACAAGUGCGAAUUGGGCGCUGUGUGCACAAUCAUUAACGCGGAGGAAGAGGAGCAGAACAAACUGGCGAGGGGGCGGAAGGGACAGAGAGCUUCAACGCCCCCUCCUAGCAAUGUGGAGAGCAAAGUGCUGCCCACCUCGACUUUCAUGCUGCAGGGCCCCGUAGUCACAGAGUCUUCUGUCCUGGGGCAUCUCGUGUGCUGCCUGUGUGGCAAGUGGGCCAGCUACCGUAACAUGGGUGACCUCUUUGGUCCUUUCUACCCCCAGGAUUACGCAGCCACCUUGCCCAAGAACCCGCCUCCAAAGAGGGCCACGGAAAUGCAGAGCAAGGUCAAGGUACGGCACAAAAGUGCUUCUAAUGGUUCCAAGACGGAUACGGAAGAGGAGGAGGAACAGCAACAGCAGAAGGAACAACGAAGCCUCGCUGCUCAUCCCCGCUUUAAGAGGCGGCACCGCUCCGAGGACUGUAGCGGAGCGGCUCGGUCGCUAUCAAGGGGAGCUUCUUGUAAAAAAGCAACCGCUGAGGGUGGCAGCGGUGGUGAAAAGACUCCUUUGGACUCGAAACCCUCUAUGCCCACUUCGGAAGGUGGCGCCGAGCUGGAGUUACAAAUUCCUGAACUACCUCUUGACAGCAAUGAAUUUUGGGUCCACGAGGGUUGUAUUCUCUGGGCCAAUGGGAUCUACCUGGUCUGUGGCAGGCUCUAUGGGCUGCAGGAAGCUGUGGAAAUCGCAAGAGAAAUGAAAUGUUCCCAUUGCCAGGAACCAGGAGCCACCUUAGGCUGCUACAACAAAGGCUGCUCCUUCCGAUACCAUUACCCAUGUGCCAUCGAUGCAGAUUGUUUACUAAAUGAAGAGAAUUUCUCAGUGAGGUGCCCCAAGCACAAGAACAAGAUGGUGAAAGGCAGCCUCAGCACAGAGCAGUCGGAGCGGGGGUGAGGGGGGAAGUGUUCUCCUGGGAAUGGAAAUAUAAGCAAGCACAGGUGAGGCUGUUGAGAUAAAGCGCGGAGGACAUUCCCGCCGAGCGGAAUCUCCGCCGCCGCGCAGCCAUGCCCCCUCGCGACGUGCCUGCCGAUGCCAGCACUUCCUUCAUCAACUCGUCCAUCACACCCCAGACUGAGGACAUCGCCGGAUCUGACCAAGGAGUCCGAACCAGCUGUUUCCAUGGACACAAUCUCCAUAGUGACAGUGGGGAGGGGAGGGGGAAAAAAAAAAGGAAACAGGUGGGGGGAAUUAAAGAGGGAGGGAUAAAUAUAUAUAUAUAUAAAGAUCUAUUUUUUAGUCUUGAAAGACUUUGUUUUAAAUGAAAGGUGCGCUAUCCCUUUUGAUGCUUUUGAUUAAAAUGACAAAAACCCAGUUAAAUUUAGAACUCUGUAGUUAAAGUAAAUAUUAAGUGCAGAAUCARAAGAAGGCUCUUGGAGCCUCACAUUUUGUUGGCAAGAGCAGUGGAACUAGGAGUAUUGCACCCUGGAUUUGUCUCCCUUCCUCUUGCUUGCUUUGUAUCCACGCUCAAGCAAGUUCCAUUUUAAAAGGCAAACUCACGCACGUUGAGUGUCAGGUGGGAGGAAGGCAGGGCCACAACGACAGGCGUUUGUGAGAAACGCUCUUUCUUAAUAGCGGGAGCUUGAAAACCACCUAAAUACUCCUAGAUCCAUCACUGAUGAAGGGAGAGAUCCCUGCCGCUUGCCAAGCUCACACCCAAACGUUGACCUUCCUCACACGGGAGCUUCCCUUCCACCUGGGGGCCAAAAAGGAGUUUCUGCCCCUUGUUGCAACCAAGUACGGCCCCAAAACGCCCCACGAAGUUGCCUUCAGUUUCGAAGGCAGGUGGGAGGAGGACGACACUGGGUCUUUCUCCCUGCCAGAUCGGGGGACACGAGAGGAGGUCUGAAUGUUGCUCGAAUCAGUGUGUUGAACCUGCCCGGGAAAACACAGUUACCCGGCUUCGUUUUCUGUUC
This is a messenger RNA of Nothoprocta perdicaria, 6859 nucleotides long. RefSeq names its product transcription factor 20 (gene TCF20). The record is from RefSeq and is a predicted model, not a curated record. The transcript has 6 exons. Lineage: Eukaryota; Metazoa; Chordata; Aves; Tinamiformes; Tinamidae. Gene Ontology annotation, biological process: regulation of transcription by RNA polymerase II. Gene Ontology annotation, cellular component: nucleus. Bases 54 to 5840 code for a protein of 1928 amino acids.